Messenger RNA from Vicia villosa (hairy vetch), 2783 nucleotides. RefSeq names its product CLP protease regulatory subunit CLPX3, mitochondrial-like. Gene Ontology annotation, molecular function: ATP hydrolysis activity; ATP-dependent protein folding chaperone; ATP binding. Gene Ontology annotation, cellular component: mitochondrial matrix. Gene Ontology annotation, biological process: protein folding; proteolysis; protein catabolic process. The record is from RefSeq and is a predicted model, not a curated record. The transcript has 15 exons. NCBI's taxonomy places the organism in Eukaryota, Viridiplantae, Streptophyta, Magnoliopsida, Fabales, Fabaceae. Bases 397 to 2580 code for a protein of 727 amino acids.
CAUCACCCACUACACACACUUUCACAUCUUAGAGAGAGAAACAAAAGAUUAGAGAGAGAAACAAUAAAACAUGACAAGUGUAUGUUUUUGUUUUCCUUUUGUUUUUGUAUUUGUAUUUGUGUUUGUCUCCUUUCUAAUCUAACUCCAUUUCUUUACCGAUAAACACUCUCCAACUUUAUCUUCUUCCUCAAUCUUCUCCAAUCCAAUCCAAUCCAAUCUUUUUCUCCCUCACACACCAUACCCAUCAUAAAUCACCGCUAACCCAUUUCUCAAAUCACGCUUAUAGAUCCAAAUUUCCUAUCUUUAUAAAUUAUCAUCUUUCAAUUCUCUCAAUUCCCUCAUUCCAAUCCAAAAGAUACAAUUUUGUUAAGUUUUCUAUCCAAAUUCUCACUACCCAUGUCUCGAUUCAUCUCGAGAUGCAAAAAAAUGAAGGAAAUGGCGCAAUUUCCUGGGACCCACAUGGUUGUUGAAUCAGGUAACUGUCGAACCGGGUUCGGUUUAACAAUCCGGUUCAACCGGGUUCGGCCAAUUUCAACUCACUUGAAUCACAUCAUUGUAGCCGGAGUUGGUAAACAUCGCCGCCGGGAGAAUUUAAUCGGAGUCCAGGAACGGUACAAGUGGGACCGUGGCGGGUCAGAUGAUAAUGCUCAUAACCCGACCCGGAAAAUUCGGGCUGAGGCUAAUUGUCCUAGGUGUUCUAAAGAUAUGAACUUGUUCUUUUCCAAUCGCCAUUUUCCAUCCACUAGUGAUUCUGAUUGUGGUGGUGGUAAUGGUGGUGGUGGAGGCGGCGGUUCGGGUGGUGGAGAGAGUGGUUACCAAGCAGUGAAUCUAUGUCCAAAUUGUAAAACAGCAUAUUAUUUUCGUCCUUAUAAUACAUCACCAUUACAAGGUACAUUUGUGGAGAUUGGUAGAGUAACUAAUAGUAAUAAUAAUGGUGCUAGUGCUAGUAAAUCUCAAUUAUCUAGGAGGGUAAGAAAUGGUGGUGGAAAAGAUGGUGGUAGUAAUAGUAAUAGUAUUAAGAAUGGUCAUGGAGGUGAUGAAUUUGGUCUUAAAGGUAGUGCUAGUAAUUGGCUUGAAGUUUCAUUGUGGGAUACUUUGAAAUCUUACAAUGGUAGUGGUGGUGGUAGACAUGGUGAUGGUAAUAAUGGGGAGCCGCCGGAGACAUGGCCUCCACCGGCAGGUGGUGGUAAUGGGAAUGGUUUGGCUGUGCAUACUCCUCCAGGUCCUCCUUUUGCACCGGGGCUUAAUGUUGUUCGGGCUUCGGGGCCGCGGGAAGGUGGCAAUGGAGAGAAGGCCUCAUGGGGAGGGUCUAAUUUGGGGAAGGAUUUGCCUACACCAAAGGAGAUUUGUAAGGGUCUUGAUAAGUUUGUUAUUGGACAAGGUAGAGCCAAGAAGGUGCUUUCUGUAGCUGUUUAUAACCACUAUAAAAGAAUAUACCAUGCAACUCUACCGAAAGGGUUGGGGGCAGACUCAGGAAUUUCAGACGUAUUUGAUGAUGACGAAAAUGUCGAGCUAGAAAAGAGUAACGUUCUUUUGAUGGGUCCAACAGGAUCAGGGAAGACAUUACUUGCAAAAACACUAGCUCGAUUUGUGAAUGUUCCAUUUGUCAUUGCCGAUGCAACAACUUUAACACAGGCUGGUUAUGUUGGAGAAGAUGUUGAAUCGAUACUACAUAAACUACUUGCGGCAGCAGAUUACAAUGUUGCAGCAGCUCAACAAGGAAUAAUUUACAUCGAUGAAGUUGACAAGAUAACAAAGAAGGCCGAGAGCUUAAAUAUCAGCCGAGAUGUUUCCGGCGAGGGUGUUCAGCAGGCAUUAUUAAAAAUGCUCGAAGGAACUAUAGUAAAUGUUCCGGAGAAAGGAGCCAGGAAACAUCCACGGGGCGAUAACAUUCAGAUAGACACAAAGAAUAUUCUUUUUAUAUGUGGUGGAGCAUUUAUUGAUCUCGAAAAAACGAUUUCAGAGAGACGACAAGAUUCUUCCAUUGGCUUUGGAGCACCCGUUCGUGCCAACAUGAGAACCGGCAGAAUAAUAGAUUCUUCAAUAGCAUCAUCUUUACUUGCAACGGUGGAGAGUUCGGAUCUGAUUGCAUAUGGACUCAUACCAGAGUUUAUCGGACGAUUCCCCAUCUUAGUUAGCUUGUCAGCCUUAACCGAAGAGCAACUUAUGCAGAUCCUCGUAGAACCAAAACAUGCACUUGGUAAACAAUACAAGAAAUUAGUCAGCAUGAAUAAUGUAAAGCUACACUUCACCGAGAAAGCUCUUAAACUCAUAGCAAAGAAAGCAAUGGCCAAAAAUACCGGUGCCAGGGGUUUAAGAGCCUUAAUAGAAAACAUUUUAACCGACGCCAUGUUUGAGAUUCCGGAUAUUAAGACAGGAAGCGACCGCGUUGACGCUGUAGUUGUUGAUGAAGAAUCAGUAGGAUCACUAACGGCUCCUGGAUGUGGCGGGAAAAUUCUCCGCGGAGAUGGUGCUUUGGAGAAGUACCUAGCUAAGACAAAGGAUUCAGAGGCGAAUGAUGAAGAAUCAGAGUUUCAAGAGAGAGAUUCAGAUAUUUCAUCGAGAGCGAUGAGCAUGUAACAUUGUAGUUAGUUAGUGUAUGAUUUAUCAUUGUUAUUGUUAUUUGUAAAAAUGAUAUAAAAAGAAAAAUUGAUGUAAUUAUCCCUUGUACAACAGUGUUAGUUGUUACUGAAUAGGAAAGAAAUAAGAAAAAGAGAAAGGUGUAGUGUAGCAUUGCUAAUUUAGGCAGCACAUUAUACAGAUUUUCAAUUGUUUAUGAGGAA